Molecule: messenger RNA, 1362 nt
Organism: Exophiala dermatitidis NIH/UT8656
Lineage: Eukaryota; Fungi; Ascomycota; Eurotiomycetes; Chaetothyriales; Herpotrichiellaceae
Product: ubiquitin-conjugating enzyme E2 Z
Exons: 4
Coding region: 1-1362 (453 amino acids)
Biological process (GO): negative regulation of apoptotic process
Cellular component (GO): nucleus
Molecular function (GO): ubiquitin conjugating enzyme activity; cysteine-type endopeptidase inhibitor activity
Source: RefSeq, a predicted model, not a curated record
AUGUCGAACCAGACCAUCCUGAGGAUAUCAAGAGAGAUCACUCAGAUCCAACAAGGCAGUGACCUCUCCAUCGCAGUCGCUUGCCAGGAACAAGACGUCCGUCGAGUGAAAGCCCUUAUUAUCGGCCCGCACGGCACACCGUACGAGUAUGGCUUCUUUGAGUUCUCCAUCACCUUUGGGUCAGAAUACCCAAGCAAGCCGCCAAAAGUCGAGGCGAAAACCACAAAUGGAGGCAGGACACGAUUCAACCCAAACAUUUACGCAGGAGGGAAAGUCUGCCUAUCAAUCUUAGGGACGUGGCAUGGAGAGAGGCCUGGCGAAGAGUGGUCGUCCGCGCAGGGACUGGAGUCAAUAUUAUGGUCCAUACAAAGUCUGAUGUCGAACAAUCCCUACGAAAAUGAGCCUGGCUACGAGAACGCCAAGGGGACCGAAGAUAACAAGAUGAACGACCUCUAUUGUGCAAAGAUCCGACAUGAGACCCUCCGCGUUGCUGUCAUCCAAAAACUCGAGGACGCCCUGGGUAUUCAGGCAGAUGGUUCGGUGGCCACCGACAAAUCUCCGCGAUGGGCCACUGGGGAGGGUGCAGACGGAUGCGGAGACAAUAAAGAGACACCUGCACUGAAGCUCAGGUUCGAACCAUUCAAAGACCUGUUCAAGCGGAGAUUUCUUUGGUACUAUGAGCACUACAUGACGACCGUCUCUGUCAACAGCCCAAAGCAGAAAGACGGCUCAGACUUUACCAAGAUGCCCUUCGAAGGUGGUGGUAAUACCAUGGAUGGUAAGUUUCGAUACUCCGACCUUGGUAAGCGACUCGUUCGCAUCAAGGAAGUACUACGCGAUGAGACCGCAGCCUGGGCCGCUGAAGGCUUAGCCAUGAGUCAACGCGAGGCGUCGAAGGCGGCCCAUGUCCGGCGACAGUGCGAGCAACUGGGCGAGUAUUUGAAGCAGAAGAAGUGCCACAACAUCUCGGUUGAGUUGGAGAACAACAAUCCUUAUGUCUGGUUGAUGACAUACUUUGGUAAACCCAUGACUCACCUUGACGGCGGGAUCUUCAAGAUCAGACUGAGCAUCAGUCCUCGCUUCCCUGAUGAACAGCCCCGUGUCAAGGUCGAAACACCCAUCUAUCAUCACCGAGUUUCUAACGAUGGCGUAUUAUGCUAUUUUCCCAAGCGCCCCGAUGAGCUGCGAAAUCACAUCGAGGCCAUCGCUGAAGCGCUGGAAGAAGAGUCACCUCCCUACGACCCGCGAACCAUUGUCCAUCCCGAGGCCACAAAGCUGCUCUGGGGCUCGGAAGCGGACAAGAAGAGGUAUUAUCGCCAGCUCCGGAGGUCAGCUCAGCGAACGACCGAAGACCCGUUGUAG